AGCAGCCGUUCGGCGUAGCAGAGCGAGGAGGGGGCGGAGCCCGCCGCGUGCCCGGAAGCGCUCAAUUCCCUCUGCCGCCUUGAUGUGGCGCGUGCGAAGAGCUAGGAGCGCGCGGCCCAGGGGUGUCUCGUUGGUAGCUGGGUCCUUUCCCCAACCCGGCCCCUCCCCGGCCGCCGCCGUGAGUUGCGCGAGGCAAAACGAGAGCGAGUCCGUAAGGGCCGGCCUCGCAGCCGCCAUCUUGGCCCGGGCCUAAGGCUCCGCCCCGCGUCUCGCCGGUUCUCUGGGAGAGCGGAACUGGAAGAGAGGGGCGUGGCCAGGCUGCUCCUCUGAAGAGCGCCGCCGCAGUUAUCCUGCGAGUCGGAAGUUGAAGUUCUAGAUUCUGGAACUUGGGUACUUGCACAGUCGCAGAGGACAUGGCGAGAAUGGUAUUUAUCUGUGUGAAAGUAAGAGGCGUGUGCGGUGCAUGCUGGGAUAUGUAGUCGGCCCAAGCUCAGCGCAGUUCGAAAUGGGCGUGAGAGUGAGCUGUUGCGCCUAGAACCGUAGGUGCUGCCCUGCGCUGCCCAGCGUGACUUAGCCACUUCGCUGGCGGUCCGUCCUUGGCAGCGACCGCCUUUCCGCGUUCAUACUGUAUUGGCAACCCUCAAGCGCGGUGGUCUAGGUCCCGAAACCGGACUCAUCAACUCAUAGAACUCCAAGUUUUCGUUAAGUGAAUGAGAGAGUUAAACCUACCAAGAAAGUUCGCUGCUGCUUCCUAGAGCAGCUCGGGCCUGUAGACCUUUCCGUUUCCGGUGCUGGCCUCCAAGUCCCCAGUGUCUUUCCCCCGCUGAGCUAAGUCAGUGGCAUUUCGGAGACCGAGCGCUCCUCUCCCGCAAAUGGAACUUGCGGCACCAGAAGCAGCUAGGGAGAAUCCAGAUGAUGUGAAGCUGCUGGGGAACCGGACAUCAAAAUUCCCGGGAGCCCUCCAGUCGCCCCUCGAUUGCGGGGCUGAGCUGCAGGAGUGCCCUCUCCUGGCGCGGCCGGAACAACCAGCCGCCGGGGCAAAGUUGCUGGACCAGCAGUACCUAUAUAGGUCAGGCCCUGAGGAAGAAGCCUUUGCCGAGACCAAUGAUCCUGUAGUCCCCAAAGCUUUCAGGUGCCGCAGUUGUGGGCUGACUGUAGCCAGCCUCUCUGACCUCAUUCACCAUCAAAGCAGCCAUGGGUGUGACCGGCCGUACAGCUGUCCAGAGUGUGACAAAAGCUUCCGGCGUGGCUCAGAUCUGGUUAAGCACUACAGGGUGCACACUGGUGAAAAACCUUACCCUUGCCCAGAAUGUGGCCGUUGCUUCAGUCUCAGCUCUAAUCUCACCAAACACCGGCGUUCUCACUCAGGUCUCCGGCCUCAUAAGUGCAUGGAGUGUGGAGAGGCCUUUGGCCGCAGUGCAGACCUAGCAAAACACCAGAGGGUGCACACUGGGGAGAAGCCCUAUGCUUGUGCUGAGUGUGGUAAGACUUUCAGGGUGAGCUCCAACCUGAUUCAGCACCAGCGUACUCACACUGGUGAGAAACCCUACCGCUGUGGACUCUGUGGCAAGAGUUUCAGCCUGAGCUCUAACCUUUUACAGCACCAACGCUGUCACACAGGUGAGAAACCCUACUUCUGUGCCUGGUGUGGGGACAGCUUUGGGCGCAGUUCCUAUCUGCUGGAACACCAGCGUUCACACACAGGUGAGAAGCCCUACAAUUGCUGUGAGUGUGGCAAGAACUUCACCAACAGCUCAAACUGCCUAAGGCACCAGCGCACUCAUAAUGGAGAACCGCCUUUCAGGUGUCUUGAAUGUGGACGAGGCUUUAGCGAGAGCACCAUGUUCAUUGAACACCAGCGCAUUCACUUGAGCCAAUGACUGACCUUUCCAGAAUGUGGCAAAAUCUUACACCACAGCUCUAUUAAUGUUAACACAUGAGCAAAAAGCCCUAGAAGUUUCCUGGUUGCAGCUAGUAUUUUGUGGACAAUACCAGCAUAUCCACGCAAACCAAAGACCUUACAUUUGCAGCAAGUGUGCCAGGAGCUUCAGGCAGAUUUCCCACUUGCUCUUCUACCAGGUGACCCACAGACAAAAGACGACUUCCAUCUGUUUGUAAUGUGGCAAGGCCUUUGCCCAUAACUCCCAACCUUGUCUAGCACCAAUGAAUUACCAAGAGGGGAGCUUCUGCAGACAUCCCUGGCUUCAGUUUUAACCCAGAUUUUGUUUCUGUGUUUGGUCCAGACCUGAGAAGCCUGCAGGAACCAGGGUUUUUAAGCAGACACCUUUUCUGCAUCCCUAAGAUGGCUUAAUUAAGGGCCGAUAAUAGGACUCACAAUUGCCACCUGGAUUGAGACAGGAACCCCAGGCUAGAGCAUAGCACUAGAGCUGUGGCUACUGCCUUCAAAGAUAAGAUCUUAAAAAACAACAAGGUCCUGCUGUUCUAUGAAAUUAUAUUCAGAGUAAUAUCCAUUAGCUAGAGGGAAGUUUUUACAUGUCCAGAGCCAAUAACCCUGACCCAGCUGCUUUGAGAUAGGUUAACCAUAACAAAAGCAAUAGCAUCCAGGGUGGUGGUGGCACACACCUUUAAUCCCAGCAUUCUGGAGGCAGA
Onychomys torridus (southern grasshopper mouse) is the source of this 2610-nucleotide messenger RNA. RefSeq names its product zinc finger protein 239-like. Gene Ontology annotation, biological process: negative regulation of transcription by RNA polymerase II. NCBI's taxonomy places the organism in Eukaryota, Metazoa, Chordata, Mammalia, Rodentia, Cricetidae. The coding region runs from base 873 to 1880 and encodes 335 amino acids. Gene Ontology annotation, molecular function: DNA-binding transcription repressor activity, RNA polymerase II-specific. The record is from RefSeq and is a predicted model, not a curated record. The transcript has a single exon.